This is a messenger RNA of Angiostrongylus costaricensis, 915 nucleotides long. The record is from the annotation of a GenBank genome assembly. NCBI's taxonomy places the organism in Eukaryota, Metazoa, Nematoda, Chromadorea, Rhabditida, Metastrongylidae.
UUUGUCGAAGUUAACAAAUUGACCAAACGUGAGAUGCUUCAGAGAGCUGGUAAUGGUAAAAGCAAGCGUGUCCAUUUUGAAGAGCACCCUGUUGGUCCUAGCCGUCAGACCGAAUCUCAUUUCAACGACCCAGUAAAGGCGUGUAAAUGCCUGUGGUUCCUACAGCACGAGGAGAAGUUCGAUGAAUUGAUUUGCAUGGAGAUAGACGGAAAUCCAUUCCAAGAUAUCUGUGUGGUAACACGCGGCACUCUUAUCAAAGCGUGGCUCACUAAACGAAGCAUAGGACUUGCUUCGCAUGCUGACAAGUUCGAAAGUCAGUCGAUCUUCACGCUGGGUGAUCUCGCUAGUGUUUAUCGCCAUGAUACAUUUGCUCGUCUUGGCUUCGAUCCCGAUCAGUGUGCCGUCUUAAACAAAGCCUUUAACGAUUGGUACCGCGUGAUCAGGUCAGAGAUCUGUGUUAUUCUUAUCUUUGCACAAGCUGACGUCCCGAGGUUUCGGUUUAUUUGUGUUCGUGUUGAAAUUGUCAUUUGUGCAGGUUCAAUAGCCUUUGUGUAUAAUUCUCCGUACCAUUGUAGACAGACGAUAAAAGAAGAACUCAAAGACAGAAGAGCAGCAGUAAUGGUCGAAGCUGCAGACGCCUGUAACAGUAUUCGCAAAACCCACCGAAGCUUCGCCGAUUAUAAGGCCAAGAUGAUUGCACUCGGACGCCCAGACGACACAGUUACAGCGUCCAGAAAGGCAAUGGAGAAAACCAUCCACGAAUACUACUCAGAUUUCUUCGAUAGCCACGCCCACCUUCCGUCAUAUGAAGUAAGGGAGUAUGGAUAUGUUGCACCACCGGUUCCCCCUUACGAAAUCCGACAUGCCAUUUCGUCGGUGAAAAAAAUCGAACAGUACCAGGUCUGGAGAGGAUAA